Truncatella angustata is the source of this 879-nucleotide messenger RNA. RefSeq lists its product as uncharacterized. Bases 1 to 879 code for a protein of 292 amino acids. The transcript has a single exon. Lineage: Eukaryota; Fungi; Ascomycota; Sordariomycetes; Amphisphaeriales; Sporocadaceae. The record is from RefSeq and is a predicted model, not a curated record.
AUGGCUCAUACAGCGGGCUCUGCAAAUCUUACAGUGAAGAACCUCUUUAGCUUCAACGAUCAUGUGGUUCUCGUGACAGGAGGCGCCACAGGCCUUGGUGAGAUGGCCGCGCAGGCUUUCGUCCAAAAUGGGGCGCGUGUGAUCAUUGCCAGCAGGAAGAAGAGCGAAUUGGAAAAUACAGUGGCGCGCCUGAACAGCUUGGGGCCUGGAACAGCCGAGUACGUUGUGGCCGAUCUGAAAGAUAAAGCUGGUUGCGAUGGGUUAGUUGCUGAGGUCAAAAAGAAGACAGACAGGUUGACGGUCUUGGUCAACAAUUCCGGGGCCACCUGGGGCGCACCUUACAACGAUUUCCCCGAGUCGGGCUGGGACAAGAUCAUGGCUUUGAAUGUCAAAUCUAUCUUCUAUGUGACUGUUGGCCUGCACUCCCUGCUCGUCAGGGGUGCCACAGCCGAUGCGCCGAACAGGGUCAUCAACAUCGCCAGCACCGCCGGCGUUCAAACUGGCGACUCGACAGUCAAAGUGGGAGGACUGGCACCUCCUGGCCACGGGACGUACAGCUAUGGACCUAGCAAGGCUGCUGUAAUUCAUCUUUCCAAAGCUCAGGCAUCACAACUCAUGCAUGAGCAUAUCACGGUCAACGCUAUCUGCCCCGGGGUAUUCCCUAGUCGCAUGGCCAGCUUUGGUCUCGAGAAGGCCAUGAACAACGUGCUGGCACAGCAGCCUAGUGGGCGUGUUGGCAAGGCCGAAGACUUUGCGGGAUUGGUACUAUUUUUAGCGAGCAGGGGUGCUGCCCAUAUCACGGGUAAUGCGAUUGUGAUUGAUGGUGGGAGCACCGUCAGUGGAGGUCAAGGCAAGAGUACGACGCAAGAAAAGUUGUGA